This is a messenger RNA of Lachancea dasiensis, 798 nucleotides long. Lineage: Eukaryota; Fungi; Ascomycota; Saccharomycetes; Saccharomycetales; Saccharomycetaceae. The record is from the annotation of a GenBank genome assembly.
AUGGCAUCCCAAUUCGAUAACAUCAUCGAGUCCAUAAUCUCUAGCACACCUUCUGGUGAAAUUCAGCAUGUUUAUAAAGACCUGAAACUAAUUGCGGGUCAGCAAUCGGAAGAUACAAUUUUAGAUGCGAUUGCGAAGUUCAAUGUCUCGAACUUUAUUCCUAUUGAUGUCGACGGUAAGUCGGUCAUAAUCUCACCGUACAAUAAGGAGGGCUCCAAGUUUUUUGAUCCAGAGAGCUCUACCAUGUUUUCUGUCGACCAUUUGAACCGUAAAGCCCUUGACAUUGAGAAAUGUGAAAAGUUCCUCAGUGAUGAAGAGAGAAGGCUUUAUGUGCAGUUGGAAAACUACGCAAGCAAAGCUUUUCCCGGCGACCUUACCUAUGCAGUUUAUUCGAAGGGUGGAGAGUCUAAAGAGGUCAUUUUAACGAUAGUCAGUACAAAAUACAGCCCCGGAAACUUUUGGAAUGGCCAUUGGAGAUCUAUUUACCACUACGAUUUAGAGACGCACGAUCUUCGCGGAGUGAUCGAAGUAAACAUACACUACUUUGAGGAUGGAAACGUUAGUUUCCAGUGCAAAAAAGAGGUCCAGGAAUCAGCGACAUCUGAUGCCAUAGUGUCGAUCAAGCAACUGGAUGCAAAGCUUGAAGAGGAGAUGGGGGCAUCGUUCGCGCAAAUGAAUGAUAGGGACUUUAAAUUGCUAAGAAGGAGGCUGCCAGUAACCCGCUCCAAAAUAUCAUGGGGCAAGGGAAUAGGAACCUACAGGUUAGGUAAGGAUUCUGCUGAAAAUCAAUUCAAGUAA